Chiloscyllium plagiosum (whitespotted bambooshark) is the source of this 2245-nucleotide messenger RNA. The record is from RefSeq and is a predicted model, not a curated record. Lineage: Eukaryota; Metazoa; Chordata; Chondrichthyes; Orectolobiformes; Hemiscylliidae.
AUGACACCUUUUAAAACACGGCCGCAUUUUCUGCAGAAAAAUAUUUGACUUUUCUUUGAAAGGCCAACCGUCCGCUGACGUAGUGACGUUCGAUGUUGCUCUGUUGCUUUGACAACGAAUUUAACAGCGAGCCGUGGACAGUUGACAUUUGGACUUUAAAAAUCAUUGAUAGCAGUUCAAUAUCUCAAGAAACUCUGAAUAUCAUCAGGGAUUUACCAUGAAUUAUCAUCCUUUCAAUGUGGAUUGGCUGGACUCUAGUCUCCAAGCAACAUUAUUGCCCGGGAGACCAUGGCACAAGGUACGUGAAAAAUUAGAACAUGCUUUUGCUCAUGAACUUGAAGGUCAUUUGAUGAAUCCUGAGCAAAGACAGAUCAUUUUCCAGCUAAUGGGGAUCCCUUAUGUACAGAAGCACUUCAGCAACUAUCCAGAUCAGCCCAGUUUACUGCAACCACCCAACAUGACUGCUAGCCAAUGUGAGCAUCAGCUACAGAGUACUCGAGUUUGGCUACAAGAUAUGCUGAUGAAGGUAGCCAAACAGUGUGGCUGCCAAAGAAAUCCAGCUGGUGAUUAUUCUGGCCUGUCGUCCGAGAUGAUCAACUUCAUUGAUGACACAAAUAAUCUGGUUUUCAAGGAAAUGGAUCAGCUGCUAGCAAGACAUGAGGCAAAGCAAAACGAACCUGACUCUGAUUUGGCACAAAGCUGUCUUACAUGGAAGUCCUCAUCGGCAGAAUUGAUCAGGAGACGCCCUAAAUCAGUAGAGAGUAAAGACUUGCACCUGACGAUGCGGCGAGGAUCAGCAUUUCAGUUAACAACAAAUGAUGGGGACAAUCUGGAUCCCAAGCUGAUUCUUCCACCACUGAGCAGUAUGCAGAGUGAAAUACUUGGAGGUUCAAUCUGUGCCAUCCUCCAAGCAGAUUGUGAACAAAUGCCUAUUAUUUGUGAACGGCUGAGGGGAAAGUUGCUUCCGACAACAUUGAGAAGGUCCACCUGGCUGGAUAAGCUGCUGAAAGUGAAGAAACAAAAUCACAUUAAUACUUCAGGAUAUGUUGAGAAAACUAUUAGAGAGCGGUUUGGACGGGUAGUUGCACGCAGGGUGUCCGAAUUGAAACUAAGAAGUGCAACACGAUCUCCUAUUUCAGGACUGGUGGAAAAUGCUGUAGUUGAGAAAUUUGAGAAGACACCCUGCAUGCAGCCAUUUGCCACAAAUGAGCAGAUGAUUCUGGAGGCCAGUAAAGCACUCAAUAUACUGUAUGUUUAUGAUGGAACAUAUGAACCCUACCUAAUCUACUGGCUCUUUCCUCUCCAGAUUGCUUUCAAACAGGCAUCAGCAAAGGCUGAACAUCCAUAUGAACUGGCCAUGUACCUGCAUCUGCUCAUUUGCAAUCUGUUCCCAAGUUGGCCUGAAAUUUUUGGAAUGGCAGAACAAGUCAUGAAUCGUCUCAAAAAAGAAGACCCAGAAAUCUUCACACACCUUCUUUCCUGUUUCAUGAAAAACACCCUAAUUGAGCCCAAGAUAAGGUUCAAGACUGAAGUCAAGAAGCACAUCUUCAAACAAAGGUAGUGGAAAUCCAGAGGUCUCUUACCUAAAAAGCUCUUGAUGCUGUAAGUCAAGUAAAAAUUUCAAAACUAAGAUUGUUAGGUAAUGUUAAGCAAGAAUAUGAAGGAGUGCAGAACAAAUGUCUGUAGAUAAACUUAUGGGACAGGUCAACCACAACUGAAUUGAAUUGAAUGAUGAUGGGACAGGCUGCAGGGGAUUAAUGGGCAGUUCCUGUUCCCGUGAUGAUUCCAUAUUCCUUUGUUCCUUGGAAGAGUAUCACUGAUGAGGUUAAUCAGGUCUUUAUCCAGUGUCCACGUGUCCCUUUCCAUCAGGAUAAAGAGUGUUAACUGAUUUAUUUCCUCCCUUGUCCAGGGUACCAAGGCUAUCCCAUUCAGACUGAGAUCAGCUAAUUCAGCACAAAACAUAAGUUAGCCCACGGGUCAUUAUAUUUGGUUUCACACUGACUUUACCAACUGAAAUUUUAGAAACACUGACUAGUAAAUAAUUUGAUAACACAUUGACUACGUGUUCAGGUCAUCACAAUCUGUUACAGUAGUGUUUUCUAUUUUCUGAUAAAGUUUGUGUGGAAAGUUUCUGUAAAAGAGCAAGUCCUGCUCUUGCAACAUGCAAACAAUAAAAUGAGAAAUCACCCCACUAUCAAAAUAUUUAGCAAUUUUAAAAAUCUCCAGCAAGUCCAGCAAUAUAGUC